ACCCCUGGUAUUGAUAUGUUUUAUUCAGUGCUGUGAUGGAAUUCUUGAUGAUUGCAGACUAGUAGAGCUGCGGCUGACAUCGUGUUUAUCCACGAAAUGUUUUGUAUAAACUAGUUUUUAAUAUCAAUGUGUUAAAGUGCCAGUUGCAACAUAAUAAAAUUAAUAAAUUGGUUAAAACAACGGAUUUGCAAUGGCUGCCAUGCAAUUAAGAACUAUAAUUGUGAGCAUUCUGUCAGUGUUGCACUGUGCAUCAGUCACGACUGCCAUCGAGGAUUUCAGCGCAGACAACGGCACUGCUUUUCUCUCAGUUAGUAGAAAUGGCAAAACUUUAUUAAUGAAAGAAGCAUUGAUGUCGAAGCUGGAAGAAGAACAAUCGAAAUGGCACUGGACCCCGUGGAUACGAACCAGAAUAGAAGUUCUUGAUAACGUUAUACGUGAGAUCGAUUGCUUGGCCAGAGAUUCUAUAGAUAGUUUCCCCGAUGGAAUAUUUACAGACGAACAACUGCGGCGAGGCGCAUUCCUCUUAUACGUUCUGUUUGGCAUCUACGCAUUUACAUUACUGGCAAUAGUUUGUAAUGAUUACUUCAUUCCAUGUGUUGAGCUCAUUUGCGAAGACUUGAAAAUACCACAGAAUGUAGCCGCAGCCACAUUCAUGUCGGUGGCGACCUCAUGCCCCGAAUUUUUCGUGAACGUAAUCUCAACGUUUUUGACCGAGUCUGACAUGGGUAUUGGCACUAUCGUCGGGUCUGCUCUCUUCAAUGCUCUGGGUGUAGCUGCGAUCGGAGGCCUUGCCGCUAUUGUUCCGAUAAAAAUUGAUAAGCGGCCUGUCACGAGGGAUGUCAUUAUUUACAUGAUAAACGUUAGUGUGCUGGUGAUAUUUGUAUGGGAUGGUCAAAUAGAUUGGUACGAGUCAAUGGUUUUGGGAAUCCUGUAUAUCGUAUACUUCUUUAUUAUGUUCAAUAGUAUGAGACUUUUCGCCUUAUACGAUAAACUCUAUGUGCGAUGUUGUAAAAAGACGUCAUUUGAAAACACGAUCAUUGAUAACACGGUAUCUGUAGAAGAAGGGAUAGAUAACAAAGCAUUUUCCAAGUCUGGUGCCGUAUCAAGUGACAAUAACAAUUCAGAAAAAGUGUCUGUUGUUGAAAAAUCAGAACAAGAAGAUAUACCUAAGAAAAGUAUUUGGAUAUUCCCGAGCCAUAAGUCAAUUCCUUAUAAGAUAUGGUGGCUGUACGCAUGGCCUUUAAGAUGUAUUCUCGGAAGUACAAUUCCAUCGCCAAUAAAAUAUAGAAGAUUUUAUCCAUUUGCGUUUUUAAUGUGUAUUGUUUGGAUUGGGGUAAACUCCUAUUUCGUUUCUUGGAGUAUGACUGUUAUUGGACACACGCUCUUCAUACCGGAGUCUGUGAUGGGAAUGACGUUUUUGGCUUUCGGAGGUUGUUUACCUGAAGCGUGCUCGAUAUUCAUUAUGUCUAGGAGAGGGGAAGGAGGCAUAGGUGUUUCAAACGCGCUUGGAGCUAACUCUCUAGCGAUCUUGUUUGCCCUGGGUAUACCCUGGCUCAUCAAGAGCGUGUCCUUGGAGGUGCAGGGCGCCGAGAACACGGCUGUUUUCAUUAACUCAGCUGGAAUCGAUUUUGUCGUAGCCUCACUCCUUGUAGCGGUAACUUGCCUAUGGAUUACCUUAUUCAUAGGCAAAUUUACCCUAAGACGAGGAAUAGGCGGUGUGUUGAUAGUACUCUAUGUAAUUUUUAUUACUUUCGCCAUUCUUGUAGAAAUGGGCAUCAUUUUGGACAGGGGAAUAGAAGAGUACAAUGCGUGUUGACAUCAAUCUUUCCGUAACUUGUUAUCAAGUGUGUAGUUCAUUAAGGGAAUGUGAAGAUUACAACACUGCGUUUAUUGCAGUGAUAACCGAAAUGUCUAUAAAGAAUACAAUAUGUGGGUACGCAGAAGAUUUUACUUCGAAGGUCUGAAGGCAUUUGUAGAGAACUAAAGCGAUAGGAUAAUAUAUCGUGAAUAUUAAUAACUCGAACAUAAACAAACGUAAAUAAAAAAAACACACCUUGUAUGUCAGAAGCAGCGUUUGUCUUUUUUGUCUCCAUGCGUUUGCGCAAUGUAUCCAAACGGCUGUUGUCCUCAGCAUUUGCUCAUAAGUUUUAUAAUUAUAUACUAAUAUGUAACAUCGGCGUAGAGUACACGCAAGUUGUUAUCGGGAUAUUUGUUCGUCUCCUAUGCGCUUGCGCGUCGUUAAGCUUACUAUAACCGACUACACCUAGGCAAUUUUAAAAUCAAUUGAAUUAAAAAUAUAUAUUCAUUUGUUUUUGUUUUCUAUAUUCUAACCGCUGCGUCUUGACGAAUUUUGGAAACUUUCAUUAACCUAAUAAAAGUUCAUGUCUGUACCUAUUAAUGGAUUAGAUGGUUAUUUUAAACCUAUUGUACUAAAAUAGACGAAUACUUUACUACUGUCUUUUAUGGACAGCGCAAUGUAAAUUAAUUUCAGAUGUAUCUUAAUUUUGUUUUAAUGUUGUGUUAUAUAUGCAAGUAUAUUAUUUAAACAAAGUUUUACAUUCGCGUCAGGCUGAAGAAAAGCUCUUUUGGUAGUAUAAAAUCUAUUAAUAUUACGUAAACAGCAUGCUACUUAGUAAAUGACAUUUUAAAUAUACUCGUAUUUAGUAGUUGAUAAAAUAUUUUAAGGUAUUGUGCAUGUAUUUUAACUUAUUUUUCAUCCUAUGUUUAAAAAAUUAUUAGACUAUAUCUAAACAAAUUGUUAUAACAAAUUUUCGUAAACAUGUGAAAAUAAGUUGACAUUUAAUACAAUAAUAUACAUAUUUUUUUUGACAAAAUCAAUAAUUUAUUAGAUAUUGUCUUCGCCGUCGCUAUCAAAAUGAUACAAUAAAUUAUAGUAGGGGAGCCCGGGAUGCUAAAUCGGGAUUUACUCGAGCGUUAUAGAGACCUAUUGGGUUACGAAGCUUAGAUGAUAAGAAGAAAAAAAUGUCAUAUGAUAUAUACCUUUUCUUUGAUUAUAGAUUUUUAAAAAUGUAAAAAAAACUGUUGCUUGGACAUACUCGACCGCGUCAGAUAUAGAAAUCAUAGAUGUCCAACGUAUUUUUAAAAAUGUACGUAUAUUAAUCUGAUUGUUUCCAUGAUGGGGAUAGUUGUACGUGAGGGUUGAAAAUAAAGAAAUAAACUUUUCGAGCGCGUCAGAUUAUUUAAGGCAGUAUUAAAUGAACCUAAAAAAAGCUCUUGUAUAAUAAUCUGACGAUUUGGAUGUGACGCAAACUUGCGCCUAUUAUGAGAAUGUGCAAAAAAUCGCCAUUUUGAAAUACUCGAACGCGUCAGAUUAAAAUAUAUAUGGUUCAACUUUAUGCCGUAGACAUGAUGUUUCAUAAUCUGACGAUUUUCUGGAGGGAUUCGCCUAAUAUGACAAUAAAACUUUUUUUCCAUUUCAUCAUUGAACUUAUUUAAUUGGAAAGCUCAAGAAAUAGCAUGCAAAUAAAAAAGGGUGUAAUUUGUUGAUAUCGAAAUUAAUUGAUAUGGUAUACUAGUGCCAGCAGUUGGCAACAUCAGGAACUAGCUUUCUAAUUAUAUUGUAUCUGUUUAAGUCUAUGAUUUUUUUAUUAUCUAUGUUUUCUUCUUGUUAGUUCUUUUGAGAAAUAUAGUUACGUAUCGUAACGAAUCCUUUGCGUUUUAAUUAAAUAAUAAUAAGUUAUGGGCCUAGUACGUCAAUAUUUUAGCUAGGAAAAGUCGUAAUUUUCAGUUUAGCUUAGUUUUAGCGUAGUUCGCGAGUGAUAAAUAAAAAAAAAUCAUGUCGACGAACUACUUGCUGAAUGUACCGAAGCUAAAAGGGCGGGAAAAUUACACAGAGUGGUGCUUCGCCGCGGAGAAUUUUUGAUCCUGGAAAACAUGGAGAAUUGCAUAAAACCUGUUGCCGGGAAGAUUACAGAAGCCGCUGAUGAUGCGAGGACCAAGACUAAAUUGAUUCUCUCAAUCGACUCGAGCUUAUACGUGCACAUAAAAGAAGUCAAAACGUCGUUAGAGCUGUGGAAUAAGUUGAGAACCUUAUUCGAUGAUUCCUGUUUUACUAGACGCAUAAGUUUAUUGAGAAACCUUGUCUCGAUUCGUCUCGAAAAUUACACUUCUAUGACAAAUUAUGUGACACAGCUAGUGGAGACUGGACAAAAGCUAAGCGGAGUUUAACGGAGAAAUAUUCGCCGAUGAUAAUGGCGAUCGAGCAUUCGGGGAUCGUCAUCACCAUCGACGCCAUUAAGUCAAAAUUGGUGGAUUUGGAAGAAAACAAUGAUGGUGACGCUAGCGGGGCAUUUGCAAGUUUUAGAAAAAGCAAGGUUGGCAGCAUUGGUCACAGCGGGACCAAAUACAACGGAUAUUCGCAAACGUCAAAGUUAAAGAAAAUACCGCGGUGUUAUAGAUGUAAACAAAUCGGGCACUAUCGCAAUCAAUGUACUGUUGAUAAGGAUUCUUUAAAUACCAAAUCGAGUGAACGUAAACAAACAAAUGCGUCCGUCUUCCUAAAUGGCAGUUAUUCGAAAAAUGAUUGGUAUGUUGACUCGGGAGCGAGCGCACACUUUACCUCAAAAGAAAAUUGGAUUAAAAAUGUCUCGACCCAACAUUCUAUUAAAGAAAUUAUUGUUGCGAGUGAAGAAAAGCUUAGCUAGAAGUGUUCGGGUGACGUGCAAAUUGCGACGGUUACUGACAUCGGUGAGUAUUACGUUAUCGUUAAAGGAGUGUUGUGCGUACCAAAGUUAACCACAAACUUAUUGUCUGUCAGUCAGUUAGUCAGAAACGGUAACCGAGUGGUGUUUACUACCAGUGGAUGCAACAUUUACAACAGAAAUGAGCAGUUGGUCGCCGUGGCGUCAUUGACAAACGGUGUUUACAAGUUGAGGACUCUUGAGAGCACACUGGCUACAACAUUUACAUCUGUAGAUACAUGGCAUCGCAGAUUAGGCCAUAUAAACAGCAUGUUCUUAAACAAGAUGACUGAUGCAGUGAGUGGCAUGGAACUUGAGAAGAAAAGUGACAUUUCCCAAUUGUCAUGUAUUGUUUGUUGUGAAGGCAAGCAGUCACGCCUUCCUUUUGGACAUGCUGGUUCGAGAAGUGGUGAAUUAUUCGGUAUAGUUCACAGUGAUGUAUGUGGUACUACAUUUUGUUCAUUGAUAAUUACAGUCGAAUGACCUACAUAUACUUCAUGAAGCAGAAAAGUGAAGCAUUUCAACACUUCCAGGAUUAUAAGGCCAGAGUAGAGAACCAGUUAAACAGGAAAAUUAAAACACUCCGCAAUGUUAAGGGGUAGGAAUUUUUGAUGAUUAUUUGAGAAAAAGUGGAAUUUUGCACCAGAAGUCGAAUCCUUACACACCGGAGCAAAAUGGCUUGGUAGAGCCUUUUAAUCGCACAAUCGUUGAGAAGGCAAAAUGUUUAUUAUUUGAUGCCAAGCUGGGAAAAGAAUUUUGGGCCAAGGCAUCAAAUACAGCUGUCUACCUACAUAACCGUACUGUCCUUCCAGCGGAUGUAAGCCAGACAUAAGUCACUUGCGAAUUUAUGACAUCCGUGUCAUGGUGCAUAUGGCAAAAGACAAGCGCCAAAAAUGGGAAAAGAAGUCAGAGGAGAAGAUACUUGUAGGCUAUCCAGAAUGCAUAAAAGGGUAUAAAGUUUAUUGUCCCAUUACUAAGAAGGUCAACACCAGUAGCGACGUUAUUAUAAUGGAAGAAGUGUCUAUGCCUAUGACAGAAAGCAAAGAAUGCAAUGAAGAGAGCAUAGGUUCAGUGCGGGACACAUCUUCAGGUGACUUAGAAGGUAAUAGUAUCAAUCACAGGACAAGUUUGAUGCGACAUAUACUCCGAGUGAGUAUGAAGAUGCUAAAUCGACUGAAUCAGGUGAAUCUGAGCAUAAUGAAAGAGCUGUCAGGUUGCGGAAGAAACCAGAACGGUAUGGAUAUUCGAACAUGUGUGCUGAUUCUGCUAUGGAAGCGUGGGACGAUGCUGGUGAUCUGACUCUGCAAUAUACAUUGGCAGGGUCAGAUAAGGAGCAGUGUUUAAGUGCAAUUAGAGAGGAACUGGACUGUUUUAGUGAAAAUGAUGCAUGGGAGUUGGUAGAUGCUCCAAAUACAGGCACGGUAGUGAAGUGCAAGUGGGUUCUUAGAAAGAAAUAUUGUGACAAACUAGUGAGAUAUCGUGCACGGUCAGUUUCCAAGGGAUUUACGCAAAGACCUUGUGUAGACUAUAAUGAGACAUUCUCUCCUGUUAUAAGACAUUCAACUUUGCGUUAUCUAUUUGCAUUGAGUGUACAGUUAAAUAUGGACAUAACUCAGCUGGAUGUCCCUACGGCAUUUCUCAAUGGUCAAUUAAAAGAAACCAUAUUUAUGCAAUUACCUGAAUGUUUCUCUAUUGUUGAUUGUAACAAGGUUCUUAGAUUAAAAAAGGCUGUUUAUGGCCUAAAACAGGCUUCUCUAGCCUAGUAUGAUAGAGUCAAUGAAACUUUAUAUAAUUUAGGUUAUGUCAAGAGUAAAGUUGAGCCUUGUUUUUUAUUUUUAAAAGAUUGUCAUAAUGGAAAAAAGGUGAUAGUUGGUCUUUAUGUCGAUGAUUUUCUUAUCUUUUCAAAUGUAAAGUCUGAAACUGAUAAAUUAAUUGAAGCUUUAAGUCCUAAAUUUAAAAUAAAAAAUCUUGGUGAUGUCAAACAGUACCUAGGCAUGAGAGUUAAUGUUGAUAGGAAAAACUGAAUUGUAACCCUUGAUCAGGAGCAUUAUAUAGAGCUGUUAAUGAAAAAUUUCAACAUGUUAGAUAGUCACACAGCGGAAACACCUAUUGAAUGUAAGUUAAAUGUUGAAAAAUCUAGCAUGUGUAAAGAUAAUAUUCCAUAUCAGAGAUAAAUAGGAUGUUUAAUGUAUCUUGCAGUGUUGACUAGGCUGGAUAUAGCAUAGUCUGUUAGUUACUUAUAACAGUACAAUAAUUCCUAUUCAGAUGUUCAUUUUACUUAUGCUAAACGGGUUCUAAAAUACUUGCAUAAGACUAAAGAUUACAGUUUGAAGUACUCCCAAGGAACAACAGAUUUGGCUGGAUAUGUAGACGCCGAAUGAGCAAGUGACGCGUUAGAUAGACGGUCAUAUACUGCUUUUUGUUUUAUAAAAAGUGGGUCUGCUGUUUCUUGGGAAAGUAGAAAACAACGUACAGUGGCAUUGGCUGUGAAGCAGAUUAUAUGGCUUUAUCUGAAGCGUGUCGAGAGGCCAUAUAUUUGCGUAAAUUGGAGAUAGAAAUAGUUGGGUUUUGUAAUAAAAUAAUUUUAUUUAAUGAUAGCCAGAGUGCGUUACAACUUGCCAAUAGUCAUCAGUCACACAUGAGGUCCAAACACAUACAUGUGCGUUAUAAUUUUAUAAAGGAAGUUAUUGAUGAUGAGAUUAUUGAAACUUAUUAUUAACUUAUUAUUGAAACUUUCCUAUGUUGGGCCUUCUUAGAUGCCUGCUGAUUUAUUGACAUAAGGUUUGUCCAGGGCAAAACAUUAUAAAUUCUUUGAGACUUUGGCACCCGUUAAUUUUUUUUUUUAUUUCGAUAUAGUGGGGGUAUAAUUUGUUGAUAUCGAAAUUAUUUGAUAUGGCAUACUAGUGCCACCAGUUGGCAACAUCAGGAACUAGCUUUCUAAUUAUAUUGUAUCUGUUUAAUUCUAUGAUUUUUUUUAUUAUCUAUUUUUUCUUCUUGUUAGUUCUUUUGAGAAAUAUAGCUACGUAUUGUAACGAAU
Molecule: messenger RNA, 7737 nt
Organism: Manduca sexta (tobacco hornworm)
Lineage: Eukaryota; Metazoa; Arthropoda; Insecta; Lepidoptera; Sphingidae
Product: sodium/potassium/calcium exchanger 4
Exons: 10
Coding region: 191-1816 (541 amino acids)
Biological process (GO): calcium ion transmembrane transport; intracellular calcium ion homeostasis
Cellular component (GO): membrane
Molecular function (GO): calcium, potassium:sodium antiporter activity; calcium channel activity
Source: RefSeq, a predicted model, not a curated record